This is a messenger RNA of Phacochoerus africanus (Common warthog), 1120 nucleotides long. It is a transcript of the gene SPAG7, whose product is annotated as sperm associated antigen 7. The record is from RefSeq and is a predicted model, not a curated record. NCBI's taxonomy places the organism in Eukaryota, Metazoa, Chordata, Mammalia, Artiodactyla, Suidae. The transcript is spliced from 7 exons. Gene Ontology annotation, molecular function: nucleic acid binding. Bases 151 to 834 code for a protein of 227 amino acids.
AGGCUGCGCCGGGCGCCCCAGCUGGCGUCAGCGCCGCACGGGAGCUGGGCGGGGCGGGCGCGUGGUUUUCCGCCUCCGACGUGUUUCCGGCCUUAAAGGCAUUUUGCCCUUCCCUUUAAGACGCACCGCCCCCUCUCAGUGACUCCCAAGAUGGCGGACCUACUGGGCUCCAUCCUGAGCUCCAUGGAGAAGCCACCAAGCCUCGGUGACCAGGAGACUCGGCGCAAGGCCCGAGAGCAGGCAGCCCGCCUGAAGAAACUGCAGGAGCAAGAGAAACAGCAGAAAGUGGAGUUUCGUAAAAGGAUGGAGAAAGAGGUGUCAGAUUUCAUCCAAGACAGUGGGCAGAUCAAGAAAAAGUUUCAGCCGAUGAACAAGAUAGAGAGGAGCAUACUACACGAUGUAGUAGAAGUGGCUGGUCUGACCUCCUUCUCCUUCGGGGAAGACGAUGAGUGUCGCUAUGUCAUGAUCUUCAAAAAGGAGUUUGCACCCUCAGAUGAAGAGCUGGAUUCCUACCGUCGUGGUGAGGAGUGGGACCCCCAGAAGGCCGAGGAGAAACGGAGGCUGAAGGAGCUGGCCCAGCGGCAGGAGGAGGAGGCAGCGCAGCAGGGACCUGUGGUAGUGAGCCCCGCCAGUGAUUAUAAGGACAAGUACAGCCACCUCAUUGGCAAGGGGGCAGCCAAGGAUGCGGCCCACAUGCUGCAGGCCAACAAGACCUAUGGCUGUGUGCCUGUGGCCAACAAGAGGGAUACACGCUCCAUUGAAGAGGCCAUGAAUGAGAUCCGGGCCAAGAAACGUCUGCGGCAGAGCGGGGAAGAGUUGCCACCUACCUCCUAGGCACCCCAGCUCCCUGGGGCAGGGCAGGGGCAGGGAGGGACGAGGCUGCUGCUAUUAGAACCCAUCCUGGAGCCCCACCUCCUGACAGCUGUCACUCAGGCUGGGAGAAGCAGGUGUUUGACUUGUUACUGUUGGAGGUUGUGUGUGUGUGUGUGUGUGUGUGUGUGUGUAAAAGAGUGUGAAUGCACAGGUGGGUAUUUAAUCUGUAUUAUUCUCCAUUCUCCCUGGAAUUUUCUUCCCCAUGGGGCUGGGGUUACUUUACAUUCAAUAAACACUGUUUGACCCA